AAGAAACUGUAUCCACAGCCCUCCUCAUCGUGGUGUGAAGAUUUUGAAGGAGGUUAUAGAAUGCCAAGAAUUUUCAAAGUGAAAUCAAAACAAAAAAUCCAGAGCAUUGUGCAGCCACAUUAUUUGCCAAGAAAAGAGGAAAGUCCUAAAAGUGAGAGACAAGCUGUUGAAUCAGAUCUUGCCAACACAUCCUUGUGGAGGCCAGCUGUGCUGUAGAAAAUAGUAAUGGCUUUGAAAGGGUUUUCACCAGUGGAGAGAGAACAGUCGUUAGUUGUAGAAGGUGAUGAUCCCAGGUGGAAAAGAAUUCAGACUUUGUUGAGUGAAAGAGGUGUGCUAUCUUCAAAUUCAACAAUAGCUGCUGAAGCUGUAAAGACUAUUGGCCAGCUCAAGUGCCGCGAGAAGUGUGUUAUAGAUACCUUGACUGAAGUGUUAAAACAACAAAAAGACCCAAAGGUCUGCUAUGAAGCAAGCAAGGCACUAAUCUUAUUAGGGACAUGGGAUCCAUAUGGUAUGGCAGUGAUGAGAGAGUACAUCAAGAGAGGCAACAAGGAUGUUGUGUUGGAAUUAUUAUCAAUAAUGACCAAAGCUAGAGAUAUAGCUUUUGUGGACAAGACUACCCAAGAGUUCAAGCAGAUGGUCAGUUUACUAAUACACACCGUAAAGACCCAGUCUCCCGAGCUAGCAUUUCAUGCAUCAGUGAGUCUGGGACGACUGUGUGUGGUUGAACCAGUCUCAAAGAUGUACCUCAUCACCAGACUUUCUGAAUUAUCUCCACAGGAAAAAGGAGAGGCAUUGUACGUUUUGAUUAAACAAAUGAACUGCACGGAAAAACUGGUCUUGGAUGCGUUAUUAGAACAACUGAACACAGCUCAUAACUGGAAGCUAAGAAUGGAAGCAGCUGAUUUACUCAUUUUUAUUGGACCAAGAGACGUCUUUAAGGUGAAAAGUCCGGAUGAAGUGUUUGAUACACUGGAAAAGCUUCUUUGGGAUCAUGCUAACAAGGAACUGAGAAGGAAAGUGUCCGAAGCACUAAGCUCACUUGACUUGCGACAAAGAGCAUGUCAACUGGUUCUAAGACGGCUAGAAGACCCAACGGAAGAAGUUCGAGGGCGUGCGGUCAUUUCCUUGGCUACUCUAGAAAUGAAGGGAGUGAAAGAAAUGAAGGCUUUAUUGGACAUAUUAGAACUGGAUUCUAGUGUUUACGUCAGAAUACAGGUUGUGAGAGCAUUCGGUUAUAUGGAGUGGAACGAUCCAAGAAUUAUUCGAAGCCUUAGGGAGCGGGAGAAAGGCGAAGGGGCGCUAGCAACGGAAGCGAGAAAAACUCUGGCUUAUUUUACAAGGUGCCUAGGCAAGACGUCCAUGGUAGAAUGAUUCAAACGCAGGCCAUUAUGCAGAAUCUAUCAACAAGGAUCGACAAGAUCACAAUGAACCGGUCAGAACCGGUCAGGGCCGGUCAGGGCAUUUUGUAAAAUUGAACCCGCAGAAAUUUAACUAUAAUCACUUUAUUUUUUUUCUGAUACAGUGAUAUAAACAACGUUUUGUAAAUAUUCAAAAAAGUUUUAUUUUGUUUGUACAGCAUUAAAUCAAUAUAAAGUGUGUGACA
Stylophora pistillata is the source of this 1603-nucleotide messenger RNA. RefSeq lists its product as uncharacterized. Lineage: Eukaryota; Metazoa; Cnidaria; Anthozoa; Scleractinia; Pocilloporidae. The record is from RefSeq and is a predicted model, not a curated record.